UCAGCUGCUCCCCAGCCAGCCGGCUGUCCCCAACUAGGCACCCCGACUCCGGCCCCGCCCCAGGUGUUCCGGACCCAGCCCACUGGUGGUCCUUACCCUACAGGCCAGGGGCCCGGUCCCCAGCGUCCCAGCCCUGUCCUGGCUGCAGGCAGCCGUCUCUCCGCCCCACUUCCUCCCGCUGCGCCCCCUAGAUCCCCACCGGCCAGGCGCCGGCUCCAGCCGCGCGCCCCCUGCCCACGGGCUCCCUUCGCCAGCCCCUGGCAUCCCUGCCACCUACAGCAUGGAGCCGAACGCAUCGGGCAACGCGUGCGUUACCGGGCUGGGGCUCCAGUCAGGGCUACACUCCGGACGGCACGCCGGCCACUUCUCGGCGCCGGUGGCCGCGCUGCUGGCGGCGCUCAGGGCGCUGCUGGCGCUGGCCACGGUGCUGGGCAACUCACUGAUCGUGGUGGUCUUUGCCGUGGACCGCAGCCUGCGCUCCAGCGACAACUUCCUCCUCAAUUUGGCUGUCGCCGACCUCCUGGUGGGUGACUUACAGAGCUCAGAAGGGCAUGACCAGGAAUAUUGUUUUCGAGUUGGUGGGUGGUGGCAUUCCUCGUCUAUGGACCUGCCAUCAUCGGUUGGGCAUUAUGUGGCCAAAAGGAGCAUCCUGCCUCGGGGGGAGUGCUAUGCUGAGUUCUUCUACAACUGGUAG
Molecule: messenger RNA, 694 nt
Organism: Acinonyx jubatus (cheetah)
Lineage: Eukaryota; Metazoa; Chordata; Mammalia; Carnivora; Felidae
Exons: 2
Coding region: 281-694 (137 amino acids)
Biological process (GO): adenylate cyclase-activating adrenergic receptor signaling pathway
Cellular component (GO): membrane
Molecular function (GO): G protein-coupled receptor activity
Source: RefSeq, a predicted model, not a curated record